CUUUCACUCAAAAAAAAAAAAAAAGGAAAAAAUUAAGAGUAACAAAAGAUGUGUGGAGGUGCCAUAAUCUCCGAUUAUGAGCCCGCCGGAAACUUCUACCGGAAACUCUCUGCUCGUGACCUGUGGGCUGAGCUGGACCCUAUCUCCGACUACUGGUCCUCUUCCUCCUCAUCCUCAACUGUCGAAAACCCUUAUUCCGCUCAGUCGCCGGUGACUCACUCCGUCGAUAAGCCUAAGAAAUCAGAUUCCGGCAAAUCUAAUCAACUCAAAAAAGGUAAUAACACUGUGAAGGUUGAGAAGGAGAAGAGUAGUGGACCAAGGCUGAGAAAGAACAAGUACAGAGGAAUAAGGCAGAGACCAUGGGGAAAAUGGGCUGCUGAGAUUCGCGAUCCUCAGAAGGGUGUUCGUGUUUGGCUUGGUACAUUCAACACAGCAGAGGAUGCUGCCAGAGCCUAUGAUGAGGCUGCUAAGCGCAUUCGUGGUGACAAGGCCAAACUCAACUUCCCCGCCCCAUCACCACCUGCUAAGCGACAGUGCACUAGCACUGUCGCUGCUGAUCCUCCACCAGCACUACUCCUUGUGAGUUCUAACAUAAUAUCUGAUAACAACUCUCCUUUAAUGAACUUCGGAUAUGAUGUUCAGAGCCAAACUCCCUACUACCCAAUGGAAAUGCCCGUUGCUAGUGAUGAUUAUGAACUCAAGGAACAGAUUUCCAACUUGGAAUCGUUCCUGGAAUUGGAGCCAGCAGAUUCAUCUGAUCAGUUUUCAGGGAUCGCCGAUUCUGAUCCUCUUAAUGUUUUUCUGAUGGAGGAUUUUGCUUCAACUCAGCAUCAUCAGUUCUAUUGAUCCUGAGUUGUUUGGUGAGUGACUAGUUUAUUAGCCUUUGGCUGUAGUAGUAGUAAUAGAGAAAAAAGUACAUAUGAUAAGAUAAUAAUAAGUUGCGUGCCUUAGCAUGCAAUUGUAAUAGUAUCAAUGUUUGUUGUCUUGUGUUGUUUAUGCUUUCUAAAUCUUGGAUUUACCUUAUAAUGUUUGGUCAUUUGGUGCAUGUAUUGUAACUAUAUAUGGAGUACUUUAUUACUACUA
Solanum verrucosum is the source of this 1083-nucleotide messenger RNA. RefSeq names its product ethylene-responsive transcription factor RAP2-3. Gene Ontology annotation, molecular function: DNA-binding transcription factor activity; DNA binding. The record is from RefSeq and is a predicted model, not a curated record. NCBI's taxonomy places the organism in Eukaryota, Viridiplantae, Streptophyta, Magnoliopsida, Solanales, Solanaceae. Gene Ontology annotation, biological process: ethylene-activated signaling pathway; regulation of DNA-templated transcription. The coding region runs from base 49 to 846 and encodes 265 amino acids. The transcript has 2 exons.